Vigna angularis (adzuki bean) is the source of this 2142-nucleotide messenger RNA. Its product is annotated as pentatricopeptide repeat-containing protein At2g15690, mitochondrial. Lineage: Eukaryota; Viridiplantae; Streptophyta; Magnoliopsida; Fabales; Fabaceae. Gene Ontology annotation, molecular function: RNA binding; zinc ion binding; protein binding. The coding region runs from base 192 to 1901 and encodes 569 amino acids. Gene Ontology annotation, biological process: RNA modification. The transcript has a single exon. The record is from RefSeq and is a predicted model, not a curated record.
UUUAUUGCUUCUUUCAUUGGAAUUCUAACUAGAAUUAACCGAAUUAUGCACUAACACUUUUUGCAAUUUAUUUUUUGAAAAGAAGUAUGGGUCUAUGGGUCGGGUUCGUAGUACGUAGAGUUCGUAGACGGGUAUCCCCUAGAUAUCGAACGAACUAACCCUAGCUGCUUCUGCAACUUCUUCGCUCAGAAAUGGCGACGUUUCCAUUGAUUCAGCGUGCUCGUACAACAAUGCUUUCUUCCUCCUUCAAGCUUCAGACACACCUUAUCCAUGGCAACCACUACACCCAAAGCCUAACCACUAAAUUUCUAAGCACCUCUGCUCUUCCACACCAUUAUCAAAGAUUCCCUUCCCACCAAAACCAACAGCAGUCACCUUCUGAUCCUACACACUUACAGCCUCAACAAUGGCAGCAUCAGCCUCAACAUUUCAAUCCACAGACCAAUCAAUUUCUUCACCAUAACCAUCAACCUCGUCAACAUAAUGUGCCUCCUUCAUUUCCAGAACAUGGCCAAAACCAUAAUCAGUGGAAUCCUCAAUCCCCAACCCAUCAAAGCCCUAAUUUUCAAACUCCCACUUCUCAAAAUCCUAACUUACGCCCAUCCACUUCCCCCAAUCGAUGGCACAAUCAAAACCCUGCUACCCCGAAUCCGUGGAGCCCUACGACUCAGGGGUUCCCAAACCCUAACCAAUUCCAAAACCCUAGUAACCAGCUGAACAACAAUCAAACAUCUAUUCAAGGACAAGCAUCCCCUGCUCCUCCACCGCCACCUCCUUCAAUCACUGAUUUGGCACUUUUGUGCAAGGAGGGUAAUGUUAAAGAAGCAAUAGAGUUGAUGGACAAAGGGGUCAAAGCUGAUGCUGGGUGCUUCAAUCUUCUGUUUGACUUGUGUGGCCAAUCCAAGUCCCUUGAAGAUGCUAAGAAGGCCCAUGACCACUUUCUGCAGUCUUCUUUUAGGAGUGAUCUCAUGCUCAACAACAAGGUGAUUGAAAUGUAUGGGAAUUGUAAAAGCAUGACGGAUGCACGUAGGGUGUUCGAUCAUAUGCCCAGCAGGAAUAUGGAUUCUUGGCUCUUGAUGAUGCGGGGUUACGCAAAUAACACCAAUGGGGAUGAAGCCUUGCAGUUGUUUGAGCAGAUGAAUGAACUGGGUUUGGAGAUUACUUCAGAGACUUUGCUUGCUGUGUUGUCAGCUUGUGCCAGUGCAGAGGCUGUGGAGGAUGCUUACGUACAUUUUGAGUCAAUGAAAAGCAAGUUUGGAAUAGAGCCUGGGGUGGAGCACUACAUGGGGCUUUUGGAUGUUCUGGGACAAUCUGCAUAUCUCAAUGAAGCUGAGGAGUUUAUUACCAAAUUGCCAUUUGAGCCCACUGUAACCGUAUGGGAGAAACUGAAGCAUUAUGCUCGGGUUCAUGGAGACGUGGAUCUUGAAGACUAUGCUGAAGAGUUGAUGGUUAGUCUUGACCCAUCAAAGGCUGUUGUGAAUAAGAUCCCCACGCCACCUCCGAAGAAGUAUACUGCAAUUAGCAUGCUUGAUGGAAGGAACAGAAUUAUUGAGUAUAAGAAUCCCACUCUUUACAAGGAUGAUGAAAAGUUGAAGGCCUUGAGUGGGAUGAAAGAUGCGGGAUAUGUUCCUGAUACAAGAUAUGUUCUUCAUGACAUUGAUCAAGAAGCAAAGGAGCAAGCCUUGCUCUACCACAGUGAACGUCUAGCAAUUGCCUAUGGCCUUAUUAGUACUCCACCAAGAACACCUCUUAGAAUCAUCAAGAACCUUCGUGUCUGUGGUGACUGCCACAAUGCCAUCAAGAUCAUGUCCAGGAUUGUUGGGAGGGAAUUAAUUGUUAGAGAUAACAAAAGGUUUCAUCAUUUCAAGGAUGGAAAAUGUUCUUGUGGGGAUUACUGGUGAAAUCUUUACUUGAAAUCUUCCAGUAGCAUGGAUAUAUCAUUUUCUAUCCCCUUAUACCGGAGAACAUCUGUAUUUAGAUAUUUUGAUAUCAUUAUAAUUAUGUUCUUGCUGCUAAGAUGUUAUCUCUUACAACAGAAGAUCAUUACCUUUUGUAUGAUGUAUUUCAGGAUGAUUACUUUUGUUAUUCCUUUAACUUGGUUGGUAAAUAUAUUUAAAUAUGGUUGCAGUUGGCGAAUGAAAA